This is a messenger RNA of Linum tenue, 307 nucleotides long. The record is from the annotation of a GenBank genome assembly. NCBI's taxonomy places the organism in Eukaryota, Viridiplantae, Streptophyta, Magnoliopsida, Malpighiales, Linaceae.
CGUUUCGUAGCUCUUAGCCUGCAGUAACAAUAUAUAUGGUAUUAAUUAAUUAACUGCCGUAAAUACGAUCUCUCUCCGACUGAAUAAUGAAUCUCUUUGAAUGUUGGAGAAAACGGAAAUUGUCGCGACGAGAGAGAAGAAAACAAGAAACAAACAGCAAGAUACCUCUCGCGAAGUUCAAUCUUAUCCAGAAUUCCGGAAGUUCAAUUAUGAGCUAUGCCUAGAAAGGAAUCCAUUCAUUCUUCAAGAAGAAGAAAAUAUUGCAAAAUACGCUUAACGAAAACAAGAAGGAAACCGCUCGCAGAAG